AAACGGUUUCUUCUCAGAGUUCCUUACGACAGCCGUGUGGACUUCAGAUGCCGUAAAGUGUUUUGUCUCUACACACAUGGUGCAGUAUGGAGGCCAAACCGAAAAAGAAGUCGUUUACGCCUAGAGACGGGAAGAAACCAUCAUUCAGGCCGAAAGGUAAACCAGGAGGAAAACCUCAGGGCAAACGACCAUUCAAACCUCACAACACUGACAAAGCAAAGAGCUUUAAAAGAUCAGCUGGAGAUGGAGGACUGCGGAAAUUCAACAGAAAACCAGCAGAUGGAAAGUUCACAAAGAAGAGAAAACACCCUGGAAGCAAAGAUGAAGAAGGCCCUGAAGGGAAGAAACCUAAAUGGGGUGAAUUCAAACAAAAGAAGAAAGAGUUGAAGCAGAAUCGCCAGCAGAACGAGAAAAAAGAGAGUUACCAGAUUGUCAGCAGAGCAAAGCAAGUGUGGGAGAUUGUAAGACGGAAAGACUGUGACAAGCAGAAAAGGGUCAAACUGAUGAAAGAACUACAGACUCUUGUGAAGGGCAAAAUUAAAACAAUUGCCUUUGCUCAUGAUUCCACGCGAGUGCUUCAGUGUUUUAUUCAGUUCGGCAGUGACCAGCAGAGACAGGAGGUCUUCGAGGAGCUCAAAGAGCACAUCGUGGAGUUGAGUAAAUCGAAAUAUGCUAGAAACAUUGUGAAAAAGUUUCUAAUGUAUGGGAGUAAACAGCAGGUGGGGGCAGUGAUGUCGGCUUUUAAGGGGAACGUCAGACAGAUGCUCAGACACUCCGAGGCGUCUUCAGUAGUCGAGUACGCUUACAACGACAAGGCCAUCCUGUCCCAGAGACUCAUGCUCACCGAGGAGCUCUACGGAAACACAUUCCAAGUCUGCAAGUCCUCAGUUUGUCCAACGCUAGAGAAGGUUUUGGAAGCAAAUCCAGAGAAGUUAGACGGCAUCAUGGAUGAAAUGAAGCAGAUCCUCACACCCAUGGCUCAGAAGGAGGCCGUCAUCAAACACUCGUUGGUCCACAAAGUUUUUCUGGACUUCUUUGAGCACGCUCCAGCCAAGCAGAGGACGGAGAUGAUCGAGUCCAUCAGAGAGGCGGUCGUGUACAUGGCACACACACAUGAUGGAGCCAGAGUCACCAUGCACUGUUUAUGGCACGGCACACCCAAGGACCGAAAAGUUAUAGUAAAAACCUUGAAAUCAUACAUUGCGAAAUUUGCAAUGGGUGAAUAUGCUCAUCUUGUACUAUUGGCUGCAUUCGAUUGCAUUGAUGACACCAAGUUGGUUAAACAAAUCAUCAUCUCAGAAAUGGUUAGUUCCUUAUCUGAAGUAAUUGGUAAUAAAUCUGGUAAAAAGGUGUUGCUUUACCUGCUGAGCCCCAGAGACCCUGCCCACUUCUUACCUGAGAUCAUUCAGGUGCUUGAGAAAGGUGACGGCAACGCACACAGUAAGAAGGAUGUGGCGAUCCGGAGGAAGGAGCUGCUGGAGGCCGUGUCUCCUCCUCUGCUGAAGCACCUGUGUGAGAACGCUCCGUCUAUGGUCAUGGAUAAAGCCUGCAGCGUGGCUGUGAGGGACAUCCUGGGCGCCGCCAUCGGAGAUCUCAGACCUGCCAUGGAGGCCGUGGCGGCUCUGGCAGCCGGACCCCUCACACCGGGAGGAGAAGAUGGCCAGCUUCAUAUGGCAGAGCACCCCGCUGGUCAUCUGGUGUUGAAAUGGUUGAUCGAGCAGGAUGCUAAGAUGAAGGAGGCGGAGAGAGAAGAGCGUUUCUCCAGGAUUCUUCUGCAGAAGGUCGGGCCGGAGAACCUCAAGACGUGGGCUUCAGUCAACCGUGGGGCCAUGGUUCUUUGUUGCCUUCUCCAGAGUGCAGAUGAAAGUGUUGCUGAAGAAGUGAAAGUCAUGCUGAAAUCCAUCCUUCCUGAACUACAGAAGGUCCAGAACUCGAAAGGAGUUGAGGUUCUGCUGGAAAAACUGGUCUGAUCUGCCAAAUCAGUUUUGUUUUGUUUUGUUCGUUUAUUCUUUCCUUUGGAUUUUUAAUUGAAUUUAUAUACUGAUGUAUGUAAAUACAGAACGCUCACAAACAUACCUGAACUGGAGUUUUUAUUUCUUUCUUGAUUAUUAUGAAACCAUUCAAGAACAUGUCCAGGUUAUAUCUCACCUUAAAAGUCAUUGAAGACAUUUUCAUGAAAAUUAAGCAAAUGUAGUAAUGUGGAUAGAAAUGCUAUUAAUGCAUAUUUUUUGUUUUGUACAAUUAAUAUAUGCUGAU
Messenger RNA from Carassius auratus (goldfish), 2256 nucleotides. RefSeq names its product pumilio RNA-binding family member 3 (gene pum3). The transcript is spliced from 18 exons. Gene Ontology annotation, biological process: regulation of translation. Gene Ontology annotation, cellular component: nucleolus. Gene Ontology annotation, molecular function: mRNA binding. The record is from RefSeq and is a predicted model, not a curated record. Lineage: Eukaryota; Metazoa; Chordata; Actinopteri; Cypriniformes; Cyprinidae. Bases 87 to 1970 code for a protein of 627 amino acids.